GCUCCUAAUAUCAGAGCUGAAUCGAUCCAAAGCAGUUGCAAAGCCCGAUUUCACACACCUUGAUUCAGUAAUUUACCGCGAGCAGAGCUAUUCGGGCGUUUUUACUAGGAAACUAUGGAGACCAAAUCUCGAUCGUGUGCGAUAGCUUCAGUAGUCCUGCUAGUGCUGCUGGGAUGUGCUCUAGGUGAAAGUAACAUAUUCGAAGGCAGCCAACAGGAAGUGGACGUUAAGAAGUUCCUGUCGGAAAUUUGUGAUAACAGCUCGCCGUUGAUGAGCGUCACGGUGAAAUCAUUCGAUGUAGACCACAGUGACCGUAGUUUGGAACACGUUUGCAAGGAAGGUAACCAUGGCCUACUGCUGUGGGUCAAGUCUACGCACUUUGCUGACCUACCGGAGUUGGAACCCGGCUUGAAGUACGUCGGCAGGGCAGCUUUCGAUGAGGAAUUCAACGGGUUCUGUACCUAUGAUCUUUCAACGCAGGUUUGCUCUAAUGGGGAUGGUGAAGUGUCUGCACCGGUGGUGAUCCUUGGCGAAAAGUAUCCCGAAAGAUACGAGCUGCGUGACAUGGUCUUCAAGAAAUGGACCAAUUCGACCCGCCUCGGUUCGCCUAUUCUAGCCUACGCUACGCUGAAAAACCGCGAUACAGCAUACAAGUACAUCGACCAGGAUAUUUCCUACCUAUCGGAUAUGCGAAUGGAGUUCCAGCUGCCAGCGACAGUUAUAGCCAGUCUGCCACUUUCCGUCUAUCGGGGUAAAGUGGAAACGUACAAAACUAUUUCUGGCGAAACGUACUACGGCCGGAGUUUCAAGACCAUCAACGCCGUUCGCUACAUGAGUCCGGCCACGAUCAUCAACGUCACCGUCGUCGGUACCGAGGAGCGGGCCUACCGGGAAUUCCGUGGAAAGCUGGUCAGCAUCUACACCGACGAGGAAGGCUUCGGAUGGUCCCGAUCGCUAUUGUCAGUUGAAGGAGCGUCGAUCGAAACCACCCUGACGGAAACCCACGUCGAAUACGGUGUGGUAGCGAAUUUGUACGACGAAUCUCAACUGCAACCGGGAGCGCCAACCCUGUCGCCGAGCAUUCCCCACACGGACCACAAAUACCCGGGGCAAUCCAACUCACCCAAGGCGGAAGGCAUUCACAUCCACAUCAGCGAGACCGAGCUGAACCAGGUUUAUCCGGGAUUCCGUAACAUUGCCAUCGGUGCCGCUAUCCUAUUUUUCUCCGUCGUUGGAAUCGCCCUGCUGGACAUCAUCCGUCGAGUUUUCAAUAAUCGUCGUGCCAAACGGUUGCGCCUCGGAAAAUACAGCAAGGUCAACGGAAGUUAAGCGGAAGGUGGGAUUUCUUUUGCGCUCUAUCCAAUAGGUGGCGUAGCUUCAUGCUUCAUGCGUUAGUAAAUUAUAGUCUUUAAUUAAAUACGUAUAAAUAGCGAAUAUUAUUGCCAUUCUUGUUCAUCCUAAUUUCAUUCUAAGUUUUAAUAAAUAGUUACACGUUAU
Ochlerotatus camptorhynchus is the source of this 1497-nucleotide messenger RNA. Its product is annotated as enolase-binding protein-like. Lineage: Eukaryota; Metazoa; Arthropoda; Insecta; Diptera; Culicidae. The coding region runs from base 115 to 1329 and encodes 404 amino acids. The record is from RefSeq and is a predicted model, not a curated record. The transcript has 5 exons.